AAACAGCGUUUUACGUUCAUAUAGUAUUGUAUUGCUCUCGCUUGUGUUUGAGGUGGUUUGAGGCCUGCUUUUUUAAGAUGGCUCAUAUGUAAAAUACGAUAUGCUGUUUAUUAACAAAAGAAUAGUGUAAAUUUUCAUGUGUGAAUUGAAAUUUUCAAGAAAAUUAAAGUCAACAUUAUAAUGAUAAACAAGUGACGGACAAACAUUGUAAAAAUAAUUUUUGUUGAUCAAUUAUUGUUCCCAACGAUUUUCACCUGUAAGGUUUUCACUUCUCAGUGGCGUAGCCGGAGAGAAUGUGACAGAUGACAAGAUAAAAUAUAAUUGGCGUCCGGAUUAUUCUGGACAUUCAGACACUGAAGGCGAUGUGAGAAACAAAUUGAAGAUAAGAGAUAAACGGCCGAGAUGGAAUCGCCUUUGGCCGAGGACUGUGUCAUCGCGGCCCAAGAGGAUUCCACCUCAGUGAAUCCCGAAGAAGCUGGAAGCGAAAUCAUGCCAACAUCCACUGAGAAAAUGAAUGACGAGACUGGAGAUAAAAAUGAAAAUUCACAAAAUGAAAUUACAUCGUCACCAAAUAAUGAAACAAGGGAACAAGGGGAAAUUCAUUCUCCCGAAAUAAAUGAAGAGAAGAAUUUAGUUAUCCAACAAGAAUCGUCUGAUAAUUCAAAUUCAGUAAAGAAGCAGAAUAACGAAGAAGAUGUUAAUGAUGAUAACGAAAAUGUCAAUAAUAAUAAUGAUGAUGAUGAAGAAGAUGACGAUGAUAGUUUGAGAUCAUUGCCCACCGUAUCAAGAAAAAGGCCAGCCACCGAUUUCCUGCCGAUAAGUGGUGAAAUAAAGAAAAUUGGCGUCGAAAUAUCCGAGGAGCAAGCACAACAAUUGAAAAAUGAAGUGAGAAGACUCUCGCCAAUACACGUAAGUCUUCGCGAACGUACUCUAGGUGAAAUAUCAUUAAUUUCCGAGCCCCGCAUUUUUCUCGACGACAAUGUUAGAUGUAAAAAUGAGACUGAAUCAUCGAGUGCCGAUGACGAUGAGAAUAUUGUUAAUAAUGUUGAUGAUUCGCGAGUGAAAAAUAGUGUUAAAGUGAAUGAGAAGUGUAUUGAUAGUUUAGCAACAACAUCGAGCAAUGAGAAUACAAAAGGACUACGUGAAUUGGUUCUUGUACUUUCCAGGGUGGACGCGAUAGAACAAAAAAAUAGUAGCAUUAAUAGUUCCAAUAACAACAAUAGUGAAAAAAUUGAAAAGAAAAUUACUCCCAAUGAGGAUGAUAAUUUAGAUAAAUCAAAGCAGGAGGAUGAGAAAAUUCACAGUGAUAUUAAAAAUGAAGAAGACGAGAAUACGAGGACGUUGAAUAAUGCGGAAGAAAUUGUCCAAAAAUGUCAAGAUGAUGAUAAUGGACCUGAAAGAAAGAGUGAACAAUUUUUAAUUGAGAAAUUAGAAACAAAUGAGGAGUAUACAAUUAAUAAUGGAAUCGAGACGAGAAAAAUGAAUCAAAUUUGGGAGAGUAAAGAAUUGGUGGAUGGUAUGGAAAAAAUUGAGGUGGACGAGGAAAUUAUUUUUGCAAAUUCAACACUUGGAAUUGAUGAUGAUAUACAAACGGUGGAUGUUGGUGGGAAUCCGUUGGAAUUGGAAACAAUUGGAUUGACCUCGGAAAUUCAAGUGAGUGUUGUUGAUACUGAGGAAACGGAAACAGAGACUGGUUCUGAUAGUUCGGAAGUUAUCGCGUCGAUGAAUGCUGUUCAAUUUGGUGUUGAUCAUCAUCAUCAUCAUCAUGAUCAGGAUCAUCAUCAUCAUGAUCAUAAUCAUCAUCAUCAUCAUGUGAUUUCGAAUCAAAUUUCAUGUUCGGAGAGUGAUCCGCUCAUUUGUGAUGAUAUUACGCCGGAUAUAAUGACGCGAUUGGAACCCGAGAGACCAGAAGCAUUCACUGAGGAUUCAGCGGAGAGCCUUGCACUUGCCACUGGUUCCAGGGACGAGGUGAGAUCCGAUGGAAGUGAUUCGGGACUUGGUAGUGAAAUUCCUGGUGAUUCUGGACCAGCACCAGCUCAGGAGAGUGAUUCGGAGACGUCGUUUCUUGAUAGGAUACCUGAUGAAAUUCUGUCGGAUAAGGAAAAAACUGUGAAUCAAUUGGAAACCUACGUCCCCGAGGUGAAUGGUCAGUGCAUGCCGCAGACGUCGCUUCCAACUUUUCGAAGUCCUCCAAAGAGUAAUCUAAAGCGUAGAUUAGUUGAUUGCAUGGAGGGUGAGCCAAAUGCGAAGAGAACAAAUGCAGAUGAACCACCGAAAAAGAAACGUAACAUCCAAUUCGAUGCGGUCACCGUCUAUUAUUUCCCCCGGGCACAAGGUUUCACUUGUGUUCCAUCUCAGGGUGGCAGUACACUUGGAAUGAGUGCGACUCACACUCAUGCGGAGCGUUUUUCACUAUCGGAACACGCCGCCGAACAAAGGCGACUUCAUCGGGCGAGAUUGGCGCAAUUACGCACUGAGCGUGCCGCAAAUCGUGUCGCGGAAGCAGCGUCAAGCUCAGAGGAUCCAAGCGACGACACCGACGAGGAGCAAAGCGAUACCGAGGAACUCGAUAUCGACAGUUACUAUUUUUUGCAACCCGUGCCAACAUGGCAGCGACGUGCACUUCUCCGGGCAGCUGGCGUUCGACGGAUAGACGCCGUCGAGAAGGACGAGUGUCGCGACAUUAGAGCGAGUCGCGAGCACUGCGGUUGUGGAUGCAAGGGCUACUGCGAUCCCGAGAGUUGUCCCUGUAGUCGAGCCAAUGUCAAGUGCCAGGUCGAUCGAGCUGGUUUUCCCUGUGGAUGCUCACGAGAUGGUUGUGCAAAUAGUUCCGGUAGAAUUGAAUUUAAUCCAGUUCGAGUAAGAACGCACUUUAUUCACACAUUAAUGCGUUUAGAAUUGGAGAAAAAGCAACGUGACGAGGAGCAGCAUACAGAAUCGGAUCUAAUGGAAUCACAUCAAGAUCAAGGACCAUUACGCGAUGUUUCCUUGAAUUCAGUGAUGGACAACACUGCCGAGCAAUGCAUGAAUGGCGGCGGUUUUACAACACUGCAUUACGAGAGUCACGAGAGUGUUGUAUCAACAUGUCAAAGUGUUGUAACUGGCGUAAGGGAAGACAGUUUGGAUUUAUAUGCAAUUAGAGAUGAUUGUUAUACGACAAGCGAGGACGCGGUAGAUUCUUCGCAAAAUUCACAACGUAAACAAAUACAUCCCGAAUUUCAUCAGACCUUCCAAACUUUUCCCAAUCAUGCCAAUUCAUUUCAACAAAAUACCUAUGCCGAUUAUCAAAAUUAUCAAAAUUUACCGUCAACGUCGCGCGCAUCACCAUUUCAACCGCAAUUCCCCGGUAAUUCGGGAUUUUCACAUUAUGGCGGCUAUGCGACUGAUCUUGGUUCAAUGCAACUUAAUUGUCAAACGCAUCAGGGACAACAACAACAGCAGCAGCAACAGCAACAACAACAACAGCAACAACAGGCGACAACUGGUUAUGAAACGGCUUUCGCUCAAGAUGAUGUGACCGGUUCACAAUAUACAAAUUUAAAUUCCGUUCAGCCAAUGAAUGCCGUUGUUCAACAAAUGGGUAAAUUGGAGCCAUUUUCGGAAUUAUUGGCUGGCAGGUAUUCUUAUUAUGGUGAAUUAGAACAACCGAGUCAUGGCAAUUAUCAUAACAAUGGAACAAAACUCGAGACUGAUAAAAUUGAAACGAAUAAUCAGCAGCUUGAUAAUAAUGAGGAGUGCGAUGAAAAUUUCGGUGAGAUUAUUAAAAAAUCAAUGGUUGAGACUGUCUCGGCUUAAAUUUUUGUCACAAACGAUUCAUUUAAUUUUUAUUUUUACUAAAUUGAUAAUUUGGAAAAAUUGAAAUAACAAAAUUGACAAAUUUUUAACAAAAUUGACAAAUUUUUAUUGUUACAUCGGAAAAAUGAUUAAGUUUUUGUCAAGAACUAAUUAGCAGAAUUUUCAUCUCGUGAAUUUUCUCUUUAACUUUCUUUUCGAUUCAAACAAGUACAGUGAAUUCAAUACAAUUAAA
Molecule: messenger RNA, 4027 nt
Organism: Leptopilina heterotoma
Lineage: Eukaryota; Metazoa; Arthropoda; Insecta; Hymenoptera; Figitidae
Gene: Axud1
Exons: 6
Coding region: 403-3795 (1130 amino acids)
Biological process (GO): regulation of transcription by RNA polymerase II
Cellular component (GO): nucleus
Molecular function (GO): DNA-binding transcription factor activity, RNA polymerase II-specific; sequence-specific DNA binding
Source: RefSeq, a predicted model, not a curated record